This is a messenger RNA of Megalops cyprinoides (Indo-Pacific tarpon), 3906 nucleotides long. RefSeq names its product microtubule-associated protein 1B-like. Gene Ontology annotation, molecular function: actin binding; microtubule binding. Bases 377 to 3874 code for a protein of 1165 amino acids. Gene Ontology annotation, cellular component: microtubule associated complex; cytosol; microtubule. The record is from RefSeq and is a predicted model, not a curated record. The transcript is spliced from 4 exons. Gene Ontology annotation, biological process: axonogenesis; microtubule cytoskeleton organization; regulation of microtubule depolymerization. Lineage: Eukaryota; Metazoa; Chordata; Actinopteri; Elopiformes; Megalopidae.
CACACACACAGACAAAAAUCAUAGUUCUGUGAAUUUGGCGGAGGUGGGAGUGGUGAGCACACAGUAAAAGGGAGGAGCAGUGGGAGUCUCGCAGCUGCUUUCAUAGGGAAGUGUUUGUGUGACGCCAGGAUGAAGACGCAGUCGCAGACUCUGCUGGGAGGGAGACCGCUUUCCUCUCACUGUGACAGUGGAGAGUGUACGCCUGGGCAGAGCCGCCAGCAGCAGCCACAGACAGUCACAGACUGAAGAGCUACCUGGCACAAGGCCAUUUUGGCUGUGUUCUUCUCUCGUUUGGGUGUGGGAAAGGUCUUGGUGCUAGAGAGAUACGCCUUGCAGGACUGAGAUAGGGAGCAGCCUGCCCACAGCGCAGCCUGAGAUGGAGGAACCGCAGGAGUCCACUCCCCUCCCCCCCGACUCCCUGGAGUCACAGUCGCCCUUUGACCUGCUGGAGCCCCCGGGUGCGGCGGGCUUCCUCAAGCUGUCCCGCCCCUGCUGCUACGUUUUCCCCGGCGGGCGGGGCGACUGCGCCUUCUUCGCGGUCAACGGGUUCAACAUCCUGGUCGACGGGGGUUCCGACCCACGCUCCUGCUUCUGGAAGCUGGUGCGGCACCUGGACCGGGUGGACGCUCUGCUGCUCACCCACCUGGGAGCGGACAGCCUGCCGGGUGUGAACAGCCUGCUGAGGCGCAAGGUGGCGGAGCUCGAGGAGCGGGAGCGGCCGUCGGAGCACACGCCGAACAAGCUCAUCUCCCCCGAGGUCGGCGUCGUGUUCCUCAACGCCCCAAACGGGCUGAAAGCUCUCCAGGCUGACCUCAAAAGGCCUCGGGGGUAUGAGCCAGCGGUGCUCACCUUACAGUGCCUGGAGACGUUGAGUAUCACGCCUGAGCCUCUGUGCCGUCCAGUUGGGCCUCACAUUGAACCAGUCACCCUCUUCCAGAAGAUGGGCGUCGGCCGCCUAGACCUGUACGUGCUCAACCCGGUCAAAGGCAGCAGGGAGCUGGAGGCCUUUAUGCGGGGGUGGCCAGGGAAGGGCAGCGGAUCCAACCCAAAAAGCUCGGACAUGCCCCUGCCCUGCCUGGUUUCUGUCUGUGCUUUGCUGGUGUGGCGUCCCGCCAGUCCUCAGGAGAAGAUUGUCAGAGUGCUGUUCCCGGGAUGCACGCCGCAGGGCAAGAUCCUGGAGUCGCUGGAGAAGCUCAAGCACCUGGACUUCCUCUGGCACCCCGCAGUGAGCCUCAGCGAUCUGGAGCAAUCUGACCGACAACAGUCCAAACAUGCCGAGAACAGGGAAUCCACCGGCAAGGGCUCCAGACCACGAAGUGUCAUCCUGAUGGAGAAAUCGGGCCACAGUGACAGCAAGGGUCAAGGUCCUAAAGUCAAGAGCAAAGGGACAGACGAUGCCACCCCAAAAGGCGGCAAGGAAGGUGAAGACAAAGCCAAGCCCAAGGAUGGCGAUGCCAUCCCAAAAACACCCAAAUCUGAAAAGCCAGCUAUCAAGAAAGAGCACCCAAGUGAUGAAAGAAAGGAGGACCAGACCUCUGCAGCCACCUCAAAGAAAGAGGACACUGGAGAGAAGAAGAAAGAUCUGGGAAAGAAAGAGCCUCUCGCGGCAAAACCAAAGAAAGAUUCAAAAUCAGAGCCCAAAAAAGAAGCAAAGAAGGAGAUUCAGACAGAAGAGAAGAAGCAGACAAAGACUGCAGGAAAGGAGAUGAAGAAAGCCACAUCGGGAUCAGCUCACUCUGGUGCAGAGCCAAAGAAAACGUCUGGCAAGACUGGGUCUGGAAAGAAGGAUGUUGCAGCCCCAAAGAAGGAGGCGGUGAACAAAAGAACAAAAUCGAAGGAGCCAGGGAACUCAAAGGUGUCUAGCGCCGCCGAAGGGGCCACAAAUGUCUGUAAGACAUCCACACAAGACACAGCCUCAGAGUGUGAGACAGUGAGGGAGGGGAGUGCACAGGAGGAGCAGCAGGGAGGCGCAGGUGGGGAGAGCGGUGGGAAGAUGGCAGAUGGAGCAAACGCUACGACGGAGAGCGUGGGGCGGGAGUCUGCGGAGAUGUCCGAAGCUGCACACGGGGAGGGCGAAUCCAGAACAGUAGGGGAGGGUGGAGGGGACGAUUUGGAAAGUCCAGAGCAGUUCCGCUGCACAGAAACCCUCCCCGACACCGGCAUAGUCACGGCAUCGGCUUCUCCCUUGCUCAAGAGUCGUUUAAGUGAGGGAAACGCAAAUUUUGACGUCACUCCCACCGAGUACAGGCUGCUGGAUGGAGCCUUUGUGGAUGGCUUGCUGAGGGUGAAGUCAGAAGAUAUGUCCACCACCCCUGGGGUAAAGAUGCUAGAUUUAGACUCUCGGUCAAACAGUACGGGGCAGCCCUCUGUCCAUCUGUCCCGUUGUGAUGCGUCAGACAUGGGGGAGGACACCAGUCAGGAGGGUAAGGCAGCCAGCCGCCCCACGGGUUUCCAAAAAGGUGUGCCUGCGACCAACCCCGCCUCCACCCAAGAGAAGCGCUCCAGUUUCCUUCUGCUGAGUCCCCUCAGAGACCUGUUCUUUGACACCUCCCCGACCGCCACCACCACCCCGUCCCUGCCUGCUGAGCUGGGCUCCCCACAGUCCACCGAGGUGGAUGAGUCUCUCUCCGUGUCCCUAGAGCAGGGGCUUCUGCCUGUCUGCGAGUCCCCCCGGGUGGAGACAGGUGACCAGUCACAUGCGAAUGGACAUGGUCCUGAGCUCGAACACCGACCAGGGAUGUCACUCCCUUUGAGGAAUUCACAAACCGUCAGGGCCCAGGGUGACCGUCCAGGACCUCACGGUCUCCUCCAUAAGGUAGCCCCUCAUGAUGUGGACCUGUGCCUGGUCUCUCCGUGUGAGUACAAGCACUUCAUGGUCCCUCAAACCCAGAAGGCUGCGGUAUCCACAGGGCUGGCUAGCCACUGCUCACCCAACCCUUCUGACCACAGUGACCCUUCCCAAGAGCUGGCAAAUCCCCACGCAGAUCCUGAAGACCAUGCCCACUGGAAGGGCCUGCCUACCUCUGUUUGCGAGUCCCUCCUCACCACCUCUGGCCUGGACACACCUCCAGGGACAGAGGACUGCCCCUCCAUUGCCGCAGACUGUGGGCUGGACUCUGAUGAAGACUCAAGCAGCAUGUUUGUGCCCCAGGGGUCACACGACCGCCCCACUGCUUACUCCUCUGUUGGAAGUGGGUGCCUUUUCUCUGGAGACCCCCCACCGGCCCCUGUGAAGGACUUGCCCCCCUUGCCCCCCCAACCUGGGGCAUGCAUGCCUGACCCCGAGACUGAAGCCCAUGGAAAGACCGUUAAGAAUGCAGAGGCCAGAUCCAGGAAGCCGUCAGGGGUCACCCAGAGGUCAAAUUCAACCAAUAGCUCUGUGCUGAACAGCAAGGCCACCCUUAGAGCAAGGUCUGGCACAGAUGCUCACUCCACACCUCACAUAACUGCCUCCAGUCACAGAGUGGGCACUAACAGGCAUAGUUUUGCAGGGUCUGUCACUAGCAAGGCGGGUACGACGGGCGGGGCAUGGGUGUGCUUGGAUUUGGCAUACCUCCCCUCGGGCCCCGCCACCUCCACCGUCGACGCAGAAUUCUUCCGCCGUGUCCGCUCCUCGUAUUACAUCAUCAGUGGGGCGGAGCCAGGGAAGGAGGCCAUUCUGGGGUCCAUCCUCAGUGCGCUGCUGGAGGGAAAAGCUGCAUGGACUGGUAAAACACAGGUGACCCUGAUCCCCACCUUUGACUCCCCGUUGAUGCACGAGUGGUACCAGGAGACGCACCAGCAGCAGAGGGAGCUGAACAUCAUGGUUCUGGGCAGCAACAGCACUGUUGCCAUGCAGGAGGAGACUUUCCCUGCCUGCAAGGUGGAGUUCUAGGAGCGGGGAGGAAGGGGGGGGGGGCAUUGGGG